AUGGGCGUACCUAAGAGAACGAAGACGAAGACUCGGCGAUAUACAAGGGAUAUCGACCAGAUCAAGUCGGAUAUUUUGUCUCCACGACAUCUGCAGAAAUACAAGGAUACCAAGGCAGCUGAGGAUCUUCCCGGCCUGGGAAGACACUACUGCGUAGAAUGCGCCAAAUGGUUUGAGACGGAGACGAGUCUCGUUGUUCACCGUCGUGGCAAGCCUCAUAAGCGGAGACUCAAGCAGCUGCGUGAGGAGCCGUACACUCACAAGGAGGCGGACGCUGCGGUGGGUUUGAGAACCGACAAUGGCCGGCCUGAAAAGACCGAGUCUGAGGAUGUGACCAUGGCCUGA
Molecule: messenger RNA, 345 nt
Organism: Phaeoacremonium minimum UCRPA7
Lineage: Eukaryota; Fungi; Ascomycota; Sordariomycetes; Togniniales; Togniniaceae
Product: putative zinc finger protein
Exons: 3
Coding region: 1-345 (114 amino acids)
Molecular function (GO): nucleic acid binding; zinc ion binding
Source: RefSeq, a predicted model, not a curated record